GCGUCACAUUGUAGUCAAAUUUGUCUAAUGAAAAGGUGGCAGCAACAAUAGUGAAGGAGGGAGACAGUGCUCUGUAUCUACUGACGAUCUCUGGAGGAAGUUAGUGUCUCAGGCGGCGUCCAAACAUCCAGGAUUGCUCCUCUUCUUUUUGGAUUUUAAACUCAAGUUUUGUUAUACUGGAGACAUCCGCUAACUAGAAGUCCUCAUCUUGUGUCCACUUCUAGUAUUCUUAUCACCAUCAUGGAUCUCAGAUCAGAGCUGCCCGGCGCCUCCUCGGCUACCCAGGUCCACCCCGCGGCAGCGGCAGCAGCGGCGGCGGCGGCAGCGGCAUCCACCAUCCCGGUCUCCAUGGCAGGGAACCUUCUACGCGGGCCUCCUCUGUUGCUCCGCGCCGCCGACAAGUACCCCCGCACGCCCAAGUGUGCCCGCUGCAGGAACCACGGCGUGGUGUCGGCGCUGAAGGGCCACAAGCGUUACUGUCGGUGGAAGGACUGCAUGUGCGCCAAGUGUACGCUGAUAGCCGAGAGGCAGCGCGUCAUGGCGGCCCAGGUGGCACUCAGGAGGCAGCAGGCGCAGGAGGAGAACGAAGCCCGGGAGUUGCAGCUGCUCUACGGCACCGCGGAGGGGCUGGCCCUGGCUGCGGCCAACGGCAUCAUCCCUCCGAGGCCCAGCUAUGAGGUGUUUGGUUCUGUUAACAGCGAGACCAGCAACUCCGAUUCAAGCGUUCAGAAGUUCGAGUUGUUCCCCAAGGGCCAACUAUCCGGUCCUUCCACUCCGCAGCAGUCCGCUGGCAAACCUACGGAGAGUGACUCAGUCCCGGGAAUCUCCUCUCCAGACGGCCGGCACGUAGGCUCCGGCUCCGAGAACGGAGACAGCGAAUCUUUCGUCAACUCCCCGGUAGCAAAACCUUUAAAAGACGACGAGGACACUCCCGGAUCCGUCAGCUCCCUCGGUUCGGACUCCGGUUCCGAGACUGACAAAGACGAGCAGGAGUCCUGUCCGUCUUCCGCGGCCUCCAGGCACAUGCACGCCAUCGACAUCCUCACCCGGGUGUUCCCCAGCCACAAGCGCAGUGUGCUGGAGCUCGUCUUGCAAGGCUGCGGGAAGGAUGUGGUGCAGGCAAUCGAGCAGAUCCUCAACAACGGCGGUUCCAAUGGAGGCAGUGCCGCCCAGGGUGCCAGCAAGGCCGGGCUCGAUGAGGCAUGGAGCGGUGACAGGAUGCUUCAACAGCAGACCCAACCUCCACCCACCUCCUCAUCUGCCACAGCCCCGACUCGACCCAUGCUUCCCGGGGCCAUGACUCUCAGCAACCGCUCGGCCUUCUCGCCCCUUCAGCCCAACGUCCCCCCCUUCGGAGCCGACCCAAGCACCUACCCGCUGGGAACCCACCUGGGACUGAACCCUCUGCGGCUGGCCUACUCUGCUCACAGCCGGGGUCUGGCCUUCAUGACGCCCUACUCCACCACCGGCCUCAUGCCCACCCUGGGCUUCAGACCCCCCAUGGACUAUGCCUUCAGCGACCUGAUCCGGGACAGGACAAUGCUGCAUAAGGAGCAGGGCUAUGCGGGUGGCCUUUACGGGCCUCUCGUCAACAAUACACCGGAAAAACAGUAACGAGAGGCGACUGAACACACACACACACACACACACAGAUAGUACAUAUCACACUGUACACACAUUUCAUUGUAUUUGUAGCCACCCGUGUUUGAAUGUUGGACAAAAAUAUGUAACGUUUAAGACGUCUGUAAAUAAAAAAAUAUGUCUUAGAGUGGAAAAAAAUCAAUUGUUGCAUUUUAUAUUGGGGCAUGUUUUUUUACAGUCAUUGUAAAAGCAAAAUUAUCACACACUCUUCAACGUUAACCGCAGUUUUCACCGGAAAAGGAAGUUUUACUAAUGCUAUUAGCGUAAAAGUUCAACUCAUUGAUGUGUACAAACUACCGCCACCAAGUCUUAUGUAUUAUAAUUAUUAUUUCUUAUGGUUUUUCUAUUCCUUUUUCCAACAGUCUGUAUCAUACUGUAUAUUGCAUUUAUGAGGAAAUGCUCUGGUAAUAUUUGACUUUUCCUUGAAUCAGUUAGCACCAAUAUUUAGUGACAAAAGUCCUCCAAAUAAGUCUGUUCAUCUUUUAAAUGUUAUAAAAAAACAAU
Messenger RNA from Doryrhamphus excisus (bluestripe pipefish), 2145 nucleotides. It is a transcript of the gene dmrta2, whose product is annotated as DMRT-like family A2. Gene Ontology annotation, cellular component: nucleus. Lineage: Eukaryota; Metazoa; Chordata; Actinopteri; Syngnathiformes; Syngnathidae. The record is from RefSeq and is a predicted model, not a curated record. Gene Ontology annotation, molecular function: RNA polymerase II cis-regulatory region sequence-specific DNA binding; DNA-binding transcription factor activity, RNA polymerase II-specific; protein binding. Gene Ontology annotation, biological process: germ cell development; regulation of transcription by RNA polymerase II; sex differentiation.